UGGCACCCAGAGGCCUCUGCGGCUGGAGGGACCAGUGCUCAGAGCCCGGGAUCCCCAGGCAGCAAAAGGCCGCCAGGCUGGAGCUGGAAGCCGACCUCGGUGGGCCGGGGGCUGCCGGGCAGCGGCUCCUCCAGGCCCAGGCCCCUGCCCAGAAAGAGCCCGUGGCAGUGGCGGUGUCCCGGAGGCCGAGUGGCCGUGCAGGGAGCAUGCUGCGCUGGUUCACCACCGUGAUCCUGUGUCUGGCCUUCCUGGGGAUGGGAAUAGCUACUUCUAUACUGGGACCCACGUUUCAAGAUCUGGCCACUAACGUGAACCGCAAUAUCAGCAGUCUUUCUGAAAUAUUUGUGGGUCGUGCUCUAGGAUAUAUGUGUGGCUCUUUGAUCGGAGGAGUUCUUUUGGACUGUAUGAAUCAGUUUUUACUUCUGGGGCUGUCCAUGUGGGUCAUGACUGUGAGUACUUAUCUUAUUCCAUUUUGCAAGACUGCACUGUUGCUGAUUGUCAUGAUGUCUGCCAUGGGUGUCUCAUUUGGUGUUCUGGAUACAGGUGGGAAAGUGAUCAUCUUGGCUCUUUGGGGGGACAAGAGCCCCAGCCACAUGCAGGCCUUACAGUUCAAUUUUGCCCUGGGUGCCUUCCUGGCACCCCUGCUGGCUAAACUGGCGCUGGGCCCCACAGAGUCUGCUGACAACCACACAGAAACCGACUUUCUCCCUGCAGCCCUCAAUGCCUCUUCUGAAGCCGCCUCAGACCCUCUACUCGCAGCUCCCCAUGACAUGAACUUACUGUGGGCUUAUGCUUCCUUAGGCACUUACAUUCUUGUAGUUUCUCUCCAUUUCUUUGCUCUGUUCUGCAUGAAAAGCUCUAGGCAGGGAAAAUCAACAGCAUCUGCUCAGCAAUCUCGAAGAGCUCAAUACCACAAGACCCUUCUCUGUCUGCUUUUUCUGUUGUCCUUCUUCUACGUUGGGGCUCAGGUGACAUACACUUCUUACCUUUUCUCCUUUGUCACCACCCAUGUUGGCAUGGAGGAGGGAGAGGCAGCUGGCUUGAACUCCAUCUUCUGGGGGACCUUCACAGCCUGCAGGGGCCUGGCAAUGCUUUUUGCUAGGUGUUUAAGCCCUGCCACUAUGAUUGUGUUGAGCAACAUUGGCAGCCUGGCCUCCUGUUUGUUUCUGGUGCUUUUUGACAGGAGCCCCCUUUGUCUCUGGAUAGCAACCUCGGUUUAUGGGGCCUCCAUGGCCACCCCAUAUCCCAGUGUUUUUCCUUGGAUGCAACAGUACACCACCAUCAGUGGCAAAUCUGCUGCAUUUAUUAUGAUUGGUGCUGCCUUGGGACUAAUGGCUAUUCCUGCAUUAACCGGAGUUCUUCAAGGACAAUAUCCAGUUCUACCAGUAGUUCUGUAUGCCUGUUUUGGGUCUGCAAUUUUCACUGCUGUUUUAUUUCCUAUGAUGUAUAAAGUAGCUACCUUGCCUCUGCGAAAAGGAAACAGAAAAGGCUGAACCAGAGGAUGCUAAUCUGUCUUUUGAGUAUUUCUGCUCUAUGAAGAGGACACCGUGCAGUGCCAAAGAGAACUGGCUUCAAAACAAGACUCAGCUUUCCAGCAACACAGAUGCACUUAACAAAGACCUCACCUGUGACUCAAGAACUGAUUUCUAAAUUGAAAAUCUCUCAUUUUCAUAGUUUCUCUGAGAUAUCCUCUAGGAAUUAAUGUGAUU
This is a messenger RNA of Dipodomys ordii (Ord's kangaroo rat), 1709 nucleotides long. Its product is annotated as sodium-dependent glucose transporter 1-like. The coding region runs from base 207 to 1493 and encodes 428 amino acids. The record is from RefSeq and is a predicted model, not a curated record. Gene Ontology annotation, biological process: transmembrane transport. The transcript is spliced from 5 exons. NCBI's taxonomy places the organism in Eukaryota, Metazoa, Chordata, Mammalia, Rodentia, Heteromyidae.